Malus domestica (apple) is the source of this 813-nucleotide messenger RNA. Lineage: Eukaryota; Viridiplantae; Streptophyta; Magnoliopsida; Rosales; Rosaceae. The record is from RefSeq and is a predicted model, not a curated record.
AUGGUGAUAACUGCUCAGUUACAGAUCUUACAAUCUCCAAUUACUUCUUUGAUUUCAUCUGUUUCCAGUUCGGUUAAUGUGAAAUUGGAUGAGACGAACUAUUUAGCUUGGCAUUUCCAAAUGCAGCUCAUGCUUAAAGGUCAUAGCAUAAUUGGUUUUGUUGAUGGUUUAAUGUCCUGUCCUGCUCAAUUCAGUCAAGAUUCCUCUGAUGGUUCAGCAAUUUUGUCUGGUGAUUCUUUUACAAGGGUUCCAACUGAUGAUUACAAGAUAUGGAAGAUGCAUGAUAAAGCGUUGAUGCAAUUAAUUACUGCAACCUUGUCUCCUGCUGCAGUUUCUUGUAAAAUUAAAGAAGCAAGAGAUUUAUUGUCUGCUGUUGGUGUAUUUUUUGAUGAUGACGACAUUGUGAUUCUUACGUUAAAUGGGCUGCCUGCUGAAUUCAAUACCAUAAGAUCUAUGAUUAAGGGCCGUGAAACUGUGAUAUCACUGAAAGAUCUUCGAUCUCAGUUACUUGCUGAAGAAAAUUUACUUGAGAAAGGCUCUAAUUCACCUGUGUUAUCUGCAUUCAUGGCACAAAGUAAUAGUUUUCCUUCAAAGAAUCAGUCUUUCUCUAGUUUUGGUACUACUCAUGGCAGUUCUAAUUCUACUGGCUACAAGGCAUUCAACUACAACAAUAAGGGUAGAAAUCGGUUCAAUUCCAACUUUACUUCGAAGUUUGGCAACAACAAAAUUUUUCAACCGAACCAUGCUCCUGGAAUUCUUGGUACAUCUCCACCAAGGGCUCAAAACUAUGGUGUUCACAAUCAACCAUGUUAG